GACCCCGGCUCUCCGCCUGCCCGCAGCAGCCCCCCGGUGCCGCGGGCUGCGCGGGUCCCCUCGGCCCCCCGCCCUGCCUUCCCCCCAUGCGAGGGGCCCCCGGCCGGCCCCGCCGCCGCACUCCCCCGCCGCCCCGCUGCGCCUCUCCCCGGGAGCCGCCACCUGCGCGCCGGGCGCGGGCUGCGGGGCCAGCGGCGGGCAGGAGCCGGGCGGGCACCGGAGGAUGCCGGAGACCGGGCAGGAGCCCCCCAGCGCCCCGCCGCCGCCCCCCAAGGAGUCUUUUUACAUCAAGAACCUGCUCAACGGCGGCCCCCCCAAAGCUCCCCCCAAGCAGCCGCGGGCGCUGUUCGCCCCCCCGGGGAAAGCGGCGGGGGACGGCGCCGGUUUCGCCCUCUCGCAGGUGGGAGACCUCGCUUUUCCCCGCUUCGAGAUCCCGGCGCCGCGCUUCGCCCUGAGCGCCCACUGCCUGGAGCGGGCUCAGACCUGGUGGUACCCUUACGCCCUGACGCCGGCCGGAGCCCACCUGCCCCGCACGGAAGCCGCGGAGAAAUCCCUGCUGAGGGACUCGUCCCCCGCUUCGGGCACCGACCGGGACUCGCCGGAGCCGCUGCUGAAGGCGGAAGGGGAGCAAAAGGAGCUGGACUCCAAGAGCCCUGACGAGAUCGUCCUGGAGGAGAGCGACUCGGAAGAGGCGAAGAAAGAAGGGACGGCGGAGGACUGGAAGAAGAGGGAGGAGAGCCCGGAGAAGAAGCCGUGCCGCAAGAAGAAGACGCGCACGGUGUUCAGCCGCAGCCAGGUCUUCCAGCUGGAGUCCACCUUCGACAUGAAGCGCUACUUGAGCAGCUCGGAGCGGGCCGGCCUGGCCGCUUCCCUCCACCUGACAGAGACCCAGGUGAAGAUUUGGUUCCAGAACCGUCGGAACAAGUGGAAACGGCAACUUGCGGCCGAGCUGGAGGCGGCCAACCUCAGCCACGCCGCCGCGCAGCGCAUCGUCCGCGUCCCCAUCCUCUACCACGAGAACUCGGGCGCGGAGGGGAGCGCGGGCGGCGGCGGAGCCCCCGGUACUCAGCCCCUGCUCACCUUCCCUCACCCCGUCUACUAUUCCCACCCCGUGGUCACCUCCGUGCCGCUCCUGCGGCCCGUCUGAGCCCGCCCGCCCGCCGCCGCUGCGCGGAGGGGCGCGGAGGGGCUCGCAAAGUCACCGGCCCACUUGUAAGUACUCCAGCCGCUUGUGCGGUUCACCCGGCCGGCGGCUGCGGAGCGGGAUGGGGAGGGGGGGGAAGAGAAGGGUGCGGGAGGGGACACACACAACGCGACACCCCUCGGCGGUGGUGCUGGGAGAAAAGUCACGAAAAAUGAGGAAAAUAAAGCUAAAAUAAUCAAUAAAAUUGGAAGGGGAGGGGAGGGAGGGUGGAAAAUAAGGAAAGUGAAAGCGGGAACUUGUAGAGGACCCUGGAGCUGUCACACCUUUUGUAAACGUGGACGAAAACCGCGAUGGUCUCUGUGGCUUUAGUUUUAUUUUUGUAAAAAAUUUAAAAAUAAGGAAAAAAAAAAGGAAAAAAUGAAUAAUAGUGGAAAAAAAAAAAAUGAUCGUGAUCCCAGGCAGCUCCUCGGCAUUUGCCAAACGCUCACGGGAGGGUGAAUUUCUGUUCCUUUCGGACCUCUCCUCCUGCCUCCAAAUUGGUCAGGCUCCUGCUCCUGUCGCGACACAGCCAUCACCGAGCGCGGCUUUUCGUUCCAGCAAACCCCGGCACCGAGUUUUGCUUUCCCAGGUUUUGUACCUUUCGGUUUCUGUCAUGGGACUUGAUAACGAGCAAAGAAACGCGGCCUCAAAGCGAACGGUUAAAACGCCCCCGAACGCGUUUGAGCGCCCCUUAUUUAUUACCGAUGACUUGGAUAUUUGGAAUUCUUGUUUUCUUUAGUCUUCCGGUUGAUUUAUUUUUGUUUCCUUGUAAAGUUAUUUGGGUAUUUUUGGGGGGUAAAAAUCUGUACCUUUUGCUUUCUUUUUGUAUAAUGAUUAUCAUUAUUAUUGUUCUUGUACCUUUGAACUGUGCAAUAUUGUACGACGAUUCGUAAAGCACUGCUUUUAUUUGAACGGUGAGGAAAGGGGGGUUUAGCGUUGUAUAAUUGCGUUCGUUCGUGUUGUACAAAAUAAACUGAAAAGCAAAAACCAGAAUACAAAGGAAUUAAAAGCGAAGGGAAGUGGGAAGAGAGGAGGAGGGCAUGGGAAUAACCAUCAGCUUAUGCGGAUAAAUAAGGGAGAUGGGGUGAGCUGGGCGCUUUAAGUGAAGGACAAUCAACUUUAGGGUAAUUUUAAUUUAUUUGCUAGGAUGUACAGUUUUCUCCUGAAGUCCAUCGUGGGGUUUCCUAAGGCAGAAAUGAAGCUAGGAGUGGACACCUCUUGUCUCUCCCUGUCUCAGUGUCUGCUCACUUGUUGUCUGACAAUUGUUUGCUGUCUUCCCAAGGGUUGGCGUCGGUUUCUUUCCUUUCUUUUUCGUUCAGUUCUUUCCGUUUGUUUCCCCUUUUCGGUUGUGCUCUCUGCCCCCUUCUCGCUUUCUGUUAGGGAUCGGUCCUAUUUUUAAAACAGCCUAUAUUGUUAUAAACUCAAUGUUGUGGUGGAAAAGAAAAUCAUCAAUAAAACCCGUUCCUUAUCA
This is a messenger RNA of Pezoporus occidentalis (night parrot), 2654 nucleotides long. It is a transcript of the gene HMX3, whose product is annotated as H6 family homeobox 3. Gene Ontology annotation, biological process: regulation of transcription by RNA polymerase II. Bases 224 to 1147 code for a protein of 307 amino acids. Gene Ontology annotation, cellular component: nucleus. Gene Ontology annotation, molecular function: DNA-binding transcription factor activity, RNA polymerase II-specific; RNA polymerase II transcription regulatory region sequence-specific DNA binding. The transcript has 2 exons. The record is from RefSeq and is a predicted model, not a curated record. Lineage: Eukaryota; Metazoa; Chordata; Aves; Psittaciformes; Psittacidae.